AUGUCUGAGCAGACAUGUGUGUUGGUAGAAUGUUUUCUUCUGGUUAUCAGGAUCUUAUUUAAUCACAGUCAUGCAUAUGCCUACAGCUCCUCUGAGUGUUAUUUCAGAAUCAAAGAAGAUUUUCACCAUAAAGGAGAUGUGGUCAUUGGUGUAUUUUUACCAGUUCAUACUUUUUACACAGGCGGCAAAGUUUCACAUCAUUAUCUGCCAUACUUUUACGCUGACCUUCACAUACAGUACAAUUUUAAAAUAUACCAUUUGGUUCUGACCCUGGUAUUUGCCAUUGAAGAGAUCAACAGGAACCCUCAUCUUUUACCAAACAUAUCUCUGGGAUUUGAUUUUUAUAAUGUCCCAUUCACUGAGAAAGGCAUUCUUGCCAGUGCCCUUAUUUGGCUCACUGGCCUGAGUAUUCCCAUCUCUAAUUAUAACUGUGUAAAGGAGAGAAAGUCAGCUGCUGCACUAACAGGACCAUUAUGGGCAAGAUCUACCCAUAUUGCAACACUGCUUCAGCUCUACAAAUUUCCACAGCUUACUGUUGGUCCUUUUGAUGCUAUCUUCAGUGACCAAGAUCAGUUUCAUUCUCUCUACCAGAUGGCCCCCAAAGGCACAACUCUGGCUCUUGCCAUGGUCUCUUUGAUGAUUCAUUUUGGUUGGACCUGGAUUGGUCUUAUUGUCCCAGAUGACCACAGAGGAACUCAGUUUCUAGCAGAUAUAAGAGGAAAUAUGGAGAAAAAUCAAGUCUGCAUAGCUUUUGUUGAAAUGAUCCAAAGCACCUGGAAUUCAUUUCCUUACAAAUACUGGAAAAGUCUUGGCAUGGUCCAGGAAUCAUUGGCCAAUAUCAUCAUCAUUUAUGGUGACACUGAUUCACUACAAGGUUUAAUGAGAAAUCUAGGGCAACAGAUUUUGACCAGUAAAGUCUGGGUCAUGACCUCCCAGUGGGAUGUUACUAAUAUUGUUGAUUAUUUCUUGCUAGAUUCAUUCCAUGGAAGUCUCAUUUUUUCACAACACCAUGAGCAGGUGGCUGAAUUUAAAAAUUUUAUCCAAACAGUUAAUCCUUAUAAAUACCCAGAAGACAAUUACCUUCCUAAAUUGUGGUUCUUGUUCUUCAAGUGCUCAUUUUCAGAGCUUGAUUGUCAUCUUUUGGAGAACUGCCAACCCAAUGCUUCCUUGGAAUUACUGCCUAGACACAUUUUUGAUAUCGCAAUGAAUGAAGAUAGCUAUAAUACAUACAGUGCUGUUUAUACUGUGGCCCACAGUCUCCAUGAGCUGAGUCUUCAGCAAGUACAAAUGCAACAAUUAGGGAGUGGGGAAAGAAUGGUGUUCUAUCCCUGGCAGCUUCAUCCUUUCUUGAAGAAUAUCCAUGUGGGGGCCAAGAUGACUUUAGAAUGGAAACAGAAGUCAGAUGAUAAGUAUGAUAUUCUCAACUAUUGGAAUUUUCCAAAGGGUCUUGGACAAAAAGUGAAAGUAGGAAUUUUUUCGCCCCAUGCUCCCCAAGGUCAACAGUUGUCACUGUCUGAACAGAUGAUAAGAUGGCCAGAAAAAUAUUCAGAAAUUCCUCAGUCUGUGUGCAGUGAGAGCUGUGGGCCUGGAUUCAAGAAAGUUUCCCAGGAGGGCAAGGCUGUUUGCUGCUAUGAUUGCACUCCAUGUGCAGACAAUGAGAUUUCCAAUGAGACAGAUGUGGAUCAGUGCAUGAAGUGUCCAGAAAGUCAUUAUGCAAACAUAGAGAAGAAAGACUGCCUCCAGAAAGCUGUGAGUUUUCUUGAUCAUAAGGACCCCUUGGGGAUGACUCUCACAACCAUAGCUCUGUGCUUCUCUAUACUCACAGCUGUGGUUCUUGGACUCUUUGUGAAGCACAGAGACACUCCAAUUGUCAAGGCUAAUAAUAGGACCCUUAGUUAUACACUGCUUAUCACACUCACUGUCUGUUUCCUCUGUGCCUUGCUCUUCAUUGGCCAUCCCAACACCACAACCUGUAUCCUACAGCAGAUCAUAUUUGGAGGUGCUUUCACUGUGGCUCUUGCCACUGUGUUGGCUAAAGCUAUGACUGUGGUUAUUGCCUUCAAGGUCACUUUUCCAAGGAGAGUGGUGAGGUGGUUAAUAGUAUCAAAGGCUCCGAACUUCAUCAUUCCCAUAUGUACUCUGAUCCACCUUGUCCUCUGUGGAAUCUGGCUAGGGACUUCUCCUCCAUUCCUUGAGCAAGAUUAUCAUGCUGAACAUGAAAAUAUCAUCAUCAUAUGCAACAAGGGCUCAACUUUUGCCUUCCAUGGAGUCCUGGGAUACCUCUGCUCCUUGGCACUUGGGAGCUUUACUAUGGCAUUCAUGUCCCGGAAUCUGCCUGACACAUUCAAUGAAGCCAAGUUCCUCUCAUUCAGCAUGCUGGUGUUCUUCUGUGUCUGGGUCACAUUCCUCCCUGUCUACCACAGCACCAAGGGGAAGGUCAUGGUGGCUAUGGAAGUCUUCUCCAUCUUGGCUUCUAGUGCAGCCUUGUUUGGCUUCAUUUUUGUCCCUAAGUGCUAUAUUAUCUUAAUAAGGCCAGAGAAGAAUUCACUUCAUCAUAUCAGGAACAGGCCACAUUCUAGAAGGAAUACCUUUCUCAAAACCUAG
Messenger RNA from Peromyscus leucopus (white-footed mouse), 2604 nucleotides. Its product is annotated as vomeronasal type-2 receptor 116-like. Gene Ontology annotation, molecular function: G protein-coupled receptor activity. The transcript has 6 exons. NCBI's taxonomy places the organism in Eukaryota, Metazoa, Chordata, Mammalia, Rodentia, Cricetidae. Gene Ontology annotation, cellular component: membrane. The record is from RefSeq and is a predicted model, not a curated record. Gene Ontology annotation, biological process: G protein-coupled receptor signaling pathway. Bases 1 to 2604 code for a protein of 867 amino acids.